UAUAUUUAUGUAUAAAUUUUCAUUCAUGCUUAAAGCAUACAAAAAAAUCUUAGUAGAAAGUAACGCUUAAAAGAGAAUAGAUGGUCGAAUCUUCGGCUGAGCAUAGUAGACCUAUUUUUUUUUUUUUUAAUUUUUGCCCCUGUGGUUGACUUAAUAGUUUAAGAUAAAGAUAUCUCAUUACUAUUUUUCUAUCUUAAUCUAAUUAUACCCUGAACCGUAUAAGUUUGCUCGAAGUUUGUAACACCCAGAAGAAAAGUCGGGAUACCUACCCUAUAGUUAAAAUCCUUUCCCACGACAGCGGAUCCGUAGACUUGUAGAUUCCAAUUGUUAAUAUAAUAUUAGUAAGACAAUGUGUUUUUGUGCCUGGCGAGUGAACCUCUUUGGAAUAUCUGAAGUGUCGGUUAUUGAUGAAUGAAACUAAAAGCCGUAAAAGUAACAUCAUCAUCUUUAACUUUCCAUUUCACCCAGAGUUCAGAGCAGUGUUAAUGUACUCCACAUUUGCAGCGGCGUGCGUAUUGGCGAACACACACGAAAAUUUCAAUGCACAUAAUCAUUGCAUUGAAGACGCUCAGUCACAGAAGUGCUACGGCAACGGGUAUGAAGAAAUCGAACGUGGCUUUGCCUUCAGUUGAGAAAUUAUAAGCUUACAGAGUGUAUCCACCGUUAAUUUCAAAAUUUACUGGUCGUCAAAGAUAAAUUUUUAUAAUUUAUUCAGAAUUUUCUCAAAAGGGCAAAAUGAAGUGGUCAGCGUCAGUUGGAGUUUGCUCUUGUCUUCUGUUAUUAAUGUAUGAAUCGGGUCAUGUGAGCGCCACAGUUGUUACUAGUGUCAAUUACAUAUUUGAAGGCUUCAGUCCGUAUGCAACAUUGCGGUUUUUUGAAUUCAACGAUAAAGGCUGGAACAUAAGUGAGAACUGCAUACGAGACAUGUAUAACUUUUUGGAGGGACUUCGACGUGGCUCUCUUUGGGCUGUGAAGUUGUAUGAUGCUACGUCUUACUAUGGGGGUGGGGCAUUGGGCGGUGCAGCAAAUGUGCGGAUCCACAAUCCGAACAUAUGUCGGUCCUUGCUGCAUCAGUACAAGGACCAGGUGCAAUACACGUCGUGGAGCUUUCUUGCCAAUGAAACUAUCGUACCAUUUGCCGUACAAGUCAUUGUGGGUCAUUACUUACUGGAGAUUGUUUAUGAAGGUGGUUUCAAGUUUGAGAAAAUAGAACAGCUCAUUUGUUUUCCAUCCUCAUGUGUUGCCGAGGACUUGCAGCAGAUCCUUGAUGUCUACCUCUUUCAAAGCAAUCAUGUUGUAAGGAAUAGUACUUAUCUGUGGCAUCGGGUUCUCAGCGAUGUCUACAGUAUUCGAAACGACACGGAUUCUUAUAUUUUGAUAACAUUUGUCUGCAGUUCUUUCUUCGUUUAUGCCUUGUUCUUUGUUAUGCGCAGCUAUCACUCAAUCAUCAGUAACUCCGACUCUAACACUGAUCCCUUUGGAAAUAAUUUCGGGUUUGUGGUAGAUUACAAAAACUCUCUUUUGAGAAAUAUGAAACGAUUUGCUCGCAAAACUACAACCAACACCGGAACUGUGGACGUAAAAUUCGGAGUAAACAUGCCGCAAAUCUCGAGCAAGCGACGCUCGUACAAAUUGGACGAGAUACUGAAUGCCAUUUCGCCCGAUAAUGUCCUUUAUAACGCUUUCGUUGGUGAGAUAACACCGCAGACACUUCUCUAUGUGGUCUUUACUUUACUCAUUAUUUACGAGUACUUGGACACACAAAUCAAAACUCUUUCGAGCAACAUGGAACCAAGGAGUGGAAGAGAAUCACAAACCGUUCCCGCGCUGCAGUACGCCAGCUUUCUGAUUGACAUCUAUUUCUUUGUAAAUGGUUCCAAAUUGGCGGCUGAAUUUUUACAAAAAUUCCCCAGCGAAAAGUAUCAGGUCUCGCAGCAAAUGUUUUUUGUUUUAAAGCUAACUUUGCAGAAAGCUCUUUCCGUAACUCCAUCAUUUGCGUUUUGCACCUUCGCUGAGCAUCUGCUCGAUAAACAUUUUUACAACAACAUUGCCCUAGAAAUUCCUUCACUAGACUACAAAACAUGCAAUAAGAAAUUAAGCAACGUGUUGUAUGUGGACACCUUCUAUGCGCUGGAGCAACGGUGCAUGCCUUGGACCUGGUUUCUUUCGCUGGAAAUGCUGUUCUUUAUCGUGGCCUCCUUGGUUCUCCUCCUCGCCGAAAUCCACUCGGCGUAUGCUACAAUAAUUGGCGUGGCUACCUUUAUGAUAUCCAUAUUUGCUUCGGUAGUAUGGGAAUCGGAUCCCAUCCCCAACGCGGAAUUUUCGUUAGGCACAUUUAUGCAAAAGGAACUAGCCGAAUUCAAUUUGGUCUACGACAACAUUUGCCUUCGCAUUUCUCCGUAUAUAAUGGGUAUAUGUGUUGGAUACAUUCUGCAGCGGACGCAAUCCAGCUUGAAAAUGAAUUUGGUGGUGCUGAUUUGUGGUUGGCUUGCGUAUUUGCUAAUGGCGGGCUUAUUUGUAUUUGGCUACAAAUACGGUUACGAGAAACUCCUGCCUCAUGUGGCGUAUGGACGCUGGUGCCAGGCAACACUCUUCACUAUUUCGCAUGCGAUGUGGUCUCUGAUGCUGCUCUGGACAACUCUGACAGCUGAAAACUAUCAAACUUGGAGACCGCUUAGUUUUCUGCUUGAAGGGAAAUUUUUAUAUGUUUUGGAACGAUUGUCACCGGUUUGUCUACUUGUGGGUCCGAUUAUAAUUCGGCUGCUGGUGUUCACAGCUGACACGCCCAUCUACAAUUCCGUCGGACAAACGUUUUCAAUUUUUGUGGGGUGCUUGCUGGUAAUAUACUUGAGCGCACUUCUUCUUCACGUUCUGUUCGAUGGACCUCUUUCUGCACUUCUACAGGAAGCAGUUCUAAAAUAACAAACAUUAACAAAUAGAUACAAACAUGUAUGUAUGUAUAAGGACUAAGCAGUUGAAAA
Messenger RNA from Bactrocera tryoni, 2981 nucleotides. RefSeq lists its product as uncharacterized. Bases 736 to 2922 code for a protein of 728 amino acids. The transcript has 11 exons. NCBI's taxonomy places the organism in Eukaryota, Metazoa, Arthropoda, Insecta, Diptera, Tephritidae. The record is from RefSeq and is a predicted model, not a curated record.